Molecule: messenger RNA, 802 nt
Organism: Tripterygium wilfordii
Lineage: Eukaryota; Viridiplantae; Streptophyta; Magnoliopsida; Celastrales; Celastraceae
Exons: 3
Coding region: 75-416 (113 amino acids)
Source: RefSeq, a predicted model, not a curated record
UGUCGUACAGAGCAUCGUCUUCUUCCAAAACCCCUAAUGUUCGACAGGCUGCCUUGUGUAAAACCAGGUUGAAGAUGGGCUGGAGGCAGUUAAUCUUCAAAGCAAGGCCAUUUUUAUUUCAAUCACAGCCGCCACAGACGACUCCUGGGUUGUUCAGAUUCUUCUCCAAGUCCACAACUCCUUAUAUAGUCAAGGUUGGAAUACCGGAAUUUCUAAAUGGAAUAGGGGGAGGGGUCGAAGCCCAUGCAGCGAAGCUUGAAUCUGAUAUUGGAGACCUUCAUAAACUGCUUGUUACUCGUACGCUUAAACUGAAGAAACUUGGCAUUCCUUGCAAGCAUAGGAAGCUGUUGUUGAAGUACACCCACAAAUAUAGAUUGGGACUAUGGAGGCCUAGAGCUGAACCUGUGAAAGCCUGAUAAGUUUUGGGGCGGCUUAUUCUCCGAGGAGCAACACUAAGUGUACAAACAUUUCCAUAUGAAACUAUGGCAUUUGAGGAGUUUUGUUCUCUUUUGCUCUUUAAGGUCUUUCUUAAACUUUCAGAGACAAGGUUUAGCUCAGAAUUAAUAACAUGGUAAAUUUAGUGAACAAACAGGCUGGUCUGUAGUGCCUGCAGGCCCUGCACUGAGUAGUGUUCUAUUAUGGAACAUGUGGAAUUUCGUGGGUUUUUUAACUUCUCUUUCUUUGAAAGUGCUUAUAAUGCAAGCUGAAAUGCUGAAUCCCUAAUAAUGUGAACAAUGGAGAUGGAAAUGGAAUGCAUUGGUGCUGAAAUAAUGAAAUGAAAGCUUAUGUUUUGAACGUUGCA